AUGGCGACAGGGCAUUUAAAUGAAACUAUCAUUGGCACCAAUUGUGCCCUACAUCUGAACAUAUUGUGGAGUGCGCAGCAAAUACUGCGUGUUCCAAAUGUGUUCCCUUCAUACGGGGAUCUCAUUGGAACAUGGGCCCCAAGAGACAUCGACGCAAACCAGUUCUUGGAGUUCCAGUUCGCCACCCCCGUCUACGUAACAAAAGUCGACGUCUACGAGACUUACAAUGCUGGCGGUGUCAAGGCCAUUAAGUGCCUCGAUGUCUCAGGCACGUGGAUAACGCUAUGGUCGACGCCCCAAGUAUCCCGGAUUCAGUCUGCGAGGAUAUUUAGUCCAUCGUUUACGUCUACAAUUCCUUGUUUCUCGAACCGAAUUCGGCUGGAUAUCGACUGCACCUUGGCAAACACCUGGGUGGAGAUAGACGCUGUGAGGCUGCACGGCUCCCAGGGUGAGUUCGAGAAUUGUCAUGUGAACAAAUAACUGAAAUGUAUAUGCUUUAGUGCACGCUUUAUGUAAUGCUGUAUUUAAUGACAUAUAUGAUUGCUAUAUUUUUAUGUUCUGCACUGAAACUAUGCCAAUCGGUUCAUUUAAGAAUUCAAAAUUCACCUCUGACAUAUCGGAUAGCUAGCUAUUACCCCGGCAAGCAACAACGCAAAAAACACAAAAAGCAAUACACAGCCGACAUACAAAAAUAUAUAUAUAAUAUAAUUGUCACUAUUUCAAUUAAUGCUAUUUUCAGACGUCCGGCCCAGCUCUGCCGUUUGUUAUCGAUUGAAUCACAUAUAAUACUAUUUUGCUCCUCCACAAAAAAUUUCUCAAAACCGGCUUUCCGUACUUUUAUUUUUGAUGCAUCGGAUUGCGCAAUUUAUGACGUAUGUCUUGUGACGUAUUGCUCCGUGCUGUACAGUAGGUUAUAUUGAUGAUACUAUUUCAGCUUUAAAAGGAGUCAUAAAAAACUUAAUUUAUACACGCUUACCUCAAGUUUAACUUUAAUCAAAUGCUUAAAACAAUAAAGUUACAAGGAUAUUCACUUCCAUUUUCUCUUUUUUUUUCCUUCUCUUUCUGAAAAUUUAUAUAAAAAAUUACAAUAUUUUUUAUUAACAUUUGUAUCGAAUGCUAACCAGUUUGACCCAAAACACGAUUAACGAAACCGUAAUCCUGUCGCAGCGAGUUAUUGUAUGCCUAUGGAAGUUUACAUUAUGCAUGACAAACACACAAUCCGAAAUGCUUUUGGAAUCGUUCGAUGCUUUAAAACAUAUUUUACUGUUAAAAAAAUAAAAUAACACGUCCGACUUGUCGUCAUUAAAAUCCAGAGUUUAAAUAUUAUUUUGUUACACGAGAUACGUAUUUCAUACCAUACAAGAGCGAAGGAGACAUACAAAAAACUAAAUUUAGUAUUAACGACACGCUUACCAAAAUUUUAAAAUUAAUCCAAUGCUUAAAACAAUAAAGUUACAACGAUAUGCACUUCCAUUUUCUCUUUUUUUUCUUCUCUUUUGUUUUUCCCUUUCUCAAAAUUUAUUUAAAACCACACUAUUUUGUAAUAACAUUUGCAUCGAAUGCUAACCAUUCUGACCUAAAACACGAUUUACGAAACCGUAAUCCUGUCGCAGCGAGUUAUUUUAUUCCUAUGGAAGCAAACCAAAUACUUAUCCUUUUAAGGGCUAAACAAUUCAUUAAUCCUAUAUUAAACACAUUUCCAUUAAAAUUAUGCCCCGAAUGAUAGUCGUUUCGUGCCACUACCAGAACAGGAAUUGGGCGCGGGUCCAAGUCACUUUAACACUAUCAAUACA
Dreissena polymorpha is the source of this 1793-nucleotide messenger RNA. RefSeq names its product F-box/LRR-repeat protein 4-like. Bases 1 to 480 code for a protein of 159 amino acids. The record is from RefSeq and is a predicted model, not a curated record. The transcript is spliced from 4 exons. NCBI's taxonomy places the organism in Eukaryota, Metazoa, Mollusca, Bivalvia, Myida, Dreissenidae.